Molecule: messenger RNA, 2136 nt
Organism: Seriola aureovittata
Lineage: Eukaryota; Metazoa; Chordata; Actinopteri; Carangiformes; Carangidae
Product: actin-binding LIM protein 1-like
Exons: 17
Coding region: 576-1925 (449 amino acids)
Biological process (GO): cilium assembly; lamellipodium assembly
Cellular component (GO): stress fiber; actin cytoskeleton
Molecular function (GO): actin filament binding
Source: RefSeq, a predicted model, not a curated record
UUGUAGUAAAAGUAAAUGACCUCAUUGUAUGGUCAAAAAAUAUAAAAGUAUGGUACCAUGCAUACUUUACAUCUCAUCACUUGGUACCUAAAAUAGCAUCAGUGCUUAAAAAAUCUGGACACUUAAUGUAGAUACUCCCUCACUCUUUACACACACACACACACACACACACACACACACACACACACACACAGAUUUUCAUAGCUGGAGAUAGUGGGCUGUGUGAUUAGUUGUCCGUCUCAGGUUUCUCUCCAUUUGCCGUCUUUCUAAAUCUACCAUUUGCUAAUACUUGACACCGGAUCAGCUUCACAUUCUGGGAGAGAUCAAGAAAGACUGGAAGACAUUUUGGACUUUCCAUCUGAGGACUCCAGACAUCCGUUCUUAAAUCAUACAAAGUGCUGCUCACUCAGGAUGGCUGCCACCAAGACCCUCCGUCAGGAAAGCGGGUCAUCCAGUGCUUCAGAUGUGGGGAGCAAUGCAAAGGAGAGGUGCUGCGAGUCCAGAACAAUCACUUCCACAUAAAGUGCUUUACCUGCAAAGUGUGUGGCUGUGACUUGGGUCAGAGCGGCUUCUUCAUGAAGAAUGGCGACUACCUCUGUCCGCUGGACUUCCAGAGGCUUCACGGCACCCUCUGCAACAACUGUGGGGAAUUUGUGGAGGGAGAAGUGGUCACAGUCUUGGGGAAGACCUAUCACCCAGCAUGCUUUGCCUGCACCAUUUGCAAGCAGCCCUUUCCUGCUGGGGAUUGUGUCACCUUCAAUGGAAAAGACUGCCUGUGUCAGCGAUGUAUUCGGCCUGUGACUCCCACUCCUAACGACAUCAACCAUUCCAGUAACUGCAGUGGCUGUGGGAGAGACAUCAAGAAUGGCCAGGCUCUGUUAGCCCUCGGUGGCCAGUGGCACCUGGGCUGCUUCAAGUGCAAAGCCUGCAGGAAAGUGCUGAGCGGAGAAUACAUCAGCAAAGAUGGUGUUCCUUAUUGUGAGAGAGACUACCAGAUUCAGUUUGGGGUGCAGUGUGAAGCAUGUCAGAGGUUUAUAACAGGGAAAGUCCUUGAGGCAGGGGACAAACAUUAUCACCCGAGUUGUGCAAGAUGCAGCCGAUGUGACAAAAUGUUCAAAGAAGGAGAAGAAAUGUAUCUGCAAGGAUCGACAGUCUGGCACCCGGACUGCAGAGACAGCAGCAGAACUGAGGACAGUUACAGGCCCACUAGAUCCUCGUCUGAAAGCUCCUGUUCCCGGCCGGGCUCAUGCACUCCAGGAAGUCCUGGUCGAACUAUCUGUGCAAAAGUAGAUAAUGAGAUCAUUGAUUACCGAGACUUAGCAGCAAUUCCCAGAGUCAAGGCUAUAUAUGAUAUAGAGCAUCCUGAUAUGAUAUCCUAUAAGUCUGUGAACGACAACUCCUCUGCUUUGGACAACAAAGGCAACAGACAGGACAGGCAAAACCCCACAGAGUCAACAGGAAAUGAAUCUGAAACCACAGAGGAGAGUUUUGAAAUGAGAAAAUGCAUACCAAAAUCUGCAAGCCAUGGACCUUUUGGAGUUCAUGCUCUAUACAAUCGCCACAGCUACACCCCGACCCUGUCCAGAUCACCGCAACACUUUCAUAGGCCAGGGGUGAUGCUUUCUCCCUCUUUAUUCUCUGGCAACAAUGACACCUGCUCCGCUUCCCCUUUAUGCCACCACUUUCUCCCUCAAGAUGAAGGCUUCCACAUGUACAGACGGCCUCCAAUCUAUAAACAGCAAGAUCCUAAUUCAUCUACAUCCCAAACAUCCUCUUUGCCUGGGUAUGGACGUAAUGGUCUCCAUCCGCCACAAUCAGCUGAUUUCUCCCACUACAACGGUGACAGAUUCAGAGAUUUUAAGGUAUGUGCUAAUGGAGUAUUGUGUGAUCUUGAAUCCCUGGUUAUGCUUCCUCUCCCUGUUUAGUUUACUGCACUUCCAAACGACUGACCUCACCGCACUGUCUGUGUGUUUAAAGAAAUGUGCAGUUAACUCAGCUUCAAUUCACAGAUGUGCUUGUAUAUAUCUUCAUUGAUUCAUGAGUUGCACCUAUUACAUAACUGACUCUUUAACCACACAUCUUUUAAAUAUGCUUUACUGACAGUAAUCUGGCCGUUUGACCUUUAGCUUUGAAGUG